GUCUAUGCCUAGUACUUAUCUGUUUACCGAAAUUAGUAAAUUAGACUUAGUGUUUAUAUACGAUACUGUGUUAUUUACCAUUAAUUUAUAGCAAAAUAUUAAUUAAGAAAUUCUUUACUCUUUGUCGCUGUGUGCUAAAGAAAAGUAACAAUGACUGCCGUGAAACUAUUUCAUACACUUUUAAUUGUUACUAUUCACAGCACAAUGAAAUAAAGUAAUCAUUUAAAGCAGAUUGAAAACGUGUAUUUGGGUUUGACGCAAUACUAAAAUCAUGGAAGUUAAUCCAUUAAACAUAUUUUUUGUGAAAUCUGACAGCAAGGGCGAUAGGCUUUUGUUUAGAUAUCCAUAUACGAUAGAACAUAAAGGUGAGAAUAAACAGAAGAGAUGUGGCAGGCACAACCCUUACGCAAUUACUUCAACAGAGGAUUUACUCCAGAAUUCACAAUCUCAAACGUCGAAUAUUUGCAAAGGUCAACUAAGUGGUUUUACUGAUGAAAUGCUUUCAACACUGUUUGCUGUAAAAGCAGAAUUAUGUAACAAGAAAUUUGAAUUAAAAGUCAAUGAUGUGAGGUUUGUUGGUCAUCCAACAUUGCUGCCCUACCGAGCAAAUAAAGAUGAUACUGCUGCUAUGAUUCUCAUAAAUAUAGUUUUUGCUUUACAAGCCUCUGCCAGUCAUUCUAUAGUAAAAUGUUAUUAUGAUUUGAGUAAAAGGCUGGGUAAAGCACUGAGACAUGAAGAAGAAAGGUGUUCAUAUUUAACAGAAGAAAUGAAAAUUAUGCUAGCUGCUCAUGAUGAAGUGAAUGAGAGGAACGACAGUGAAAUUAAUGGUGAUAAUGAAGAAGAGGAAGAGAAUCUCCGACAUUCUGUUAGUUCUACAACAUAUAGUGUAGAUAAUGGCCUUGAGGGAGGCCCAAUGUCUGCCUACCACUUAAUAUUACAAAGGAGUUCAUUAGCUAGGUCCAUGAAAUCUGUCUUUGAGGAACUAAGUAGCACAGGCAUAGUUCAAGUACGUGUAAAUAAAUGGGUGCUUCUAUCCUUCUGUUUGCCCCACAAAGCCCAUCAAAUUCACAACAGAGGAUUGAUAAUAGAACCGGAAACAAUAGACAAAUGUUUGCAAAAACUGAGGCCAUACCACGGCAUGCUACUACUUGUGAAUCCAAAUGAUUUGUUGGCGUCGAUACCACUGGAUGGCAGCUCUGCAUUGCUGCGACUUAUUAAACUAUAUAGCCCUCUAAAAAGUCUUCAAACACUGGCCAUAGAAGCGGAUCUGACAUUCAAACAGGUCUCUCAACUAACUGGACAUUUAGUGUAUUGGGCUAAAGCGACGGUGAUCUAUCCAUUGUGCGAAGGGAAUGUAUACGUUGUGGCCCCCGGCGCGAAUAUUCACAUACAUUCACCUCUUGUCGAUGAAUUCGCCAAGGAGUUUCCUGGGCUAUGUUUAUUGCAAAUGCUCAGUGAGUUCUCUCUGCCGGCUCCGCUGUGGUACAUAUCGCGGAGCGCGGGCGGCGGGUGCGGGGGCUCGGCGCGGCUGGCCCGCUGCGUGGCGUGGCUGUUGCAACGCAGACUCUUGCUGCAGCUCCAUACGUACGUGCAGUUCAAUUCGCCGCAUUGGGGACGUGAUGCAGACGGCAAAGAGUAUUACUGCGAAAAGCACGACAUAUACAACAGAUCGUGCAGCGUGUCGUUCUCCUCGCUGAACCAAAUGCAACUCAACGUACCUGAGCCCGUCGAGCCCAGGGACAACACCAUAUUCCCCGAUUCGGACGAAGACUACCCCACCGAAAACAAUCUCAAUCAAACGGAUUUCUCUCACACCAGACCAAUAAUAAUCGAUUCGGAUCGAAAGAAACACGAGAAAUUUCACGAAAAUGAUUCGGCGAAUCAUUCGUUCGACGACGGCAUCGACGUUGUCGACGGAAUCAAAACGAACGGUUGCGAUUACGAUAAUCAAAUUGAUAAACAAAAGAAACACGGCAACUCUGUGGACAGCGGCAUCUCUAACAACAUAAACGGCACGGCCGGUAAUAGUAUAGAGGCGAACGGCAACGACGCUAGUCACGCUGAACUCUCCAAUGGCGAAACCUUGACCUCGGAUGAUAAAUCGAAAGGCCUACCUUCGAGGCUGUCGGAUUUGUCGCUGAAGGACAACGACAACGCCGCCAACAACACGAGCAGCGACGAGGACCGGUUCGAGAGCGACCAGGACGUCUCGCCGCGCACCAAAACGAACGGCUUGACGAACGGAUCGGAAAAGAAGAACGGGGUUUCUUUAAAUUUGAAACUGCAAAGCGAAAUGAGUUUCCAGCCGCCGACGGUGUGGGGCGGGUCGGCCAGCUGUGACGUCACCGACGCGUGCCGAGCGCCCGCCGAGCCGGAGUCCACCGAGUCCCUACUGCACACGUUCACGGCAGAGGAGCGAACCGUAUUGUCCCACAUUCCCGCCUCGAACAACACUGACGACUUACUGCUGCUAGCCCAGCUACAUAAGAAAGGCUAUUUCCGCGGCGAGCAGCAUUUAGAAGAGAUCAUGUUUAUGGAGAACGUCAGUCGUUCACAGCUAAUGCAGCUUCUAGACAAAUUCAAAGAUGUACUCAUCACCUUUGAAACAGAAGAUCCCGCUGUGGCUAUGCUCUAUCCAUAUCAAUAGGCGUACGCCGAAGCAAGCAAAGUGAUUGUAUUCUAAAGCCUUUGAGCAUAAUUGCGAAAAUGUAAAUUUUUAUUUGUAAUCGUAUAGCUCAAUAUGAUAAAAUGACAAGUCGAAAACAUUGAGCUGCCAGUCUCUACUUCACGGUCAUACGUUAUCUUCAGUCUUGUAAUCAGUGACGUAUACAAUAUAUAAUUAGACCUUACAUAUUGCCCUCUGUAGAUGAUGCCAGUGCAUGUGGGAAUAUAAAAUAAUGGAUAUACCCAUUAAACUUUGAUUAAACCUAAUAUGUCAAUCAUGCUCAAUUUACAACAAGAAACAGUACAAAGUAAUGCUUCUACCGAGUUCCAAGAAUGAUGAAAGACUAAUAAAUGAUUAUGUAGUUUACACACUGUCGAUACUGAGUUGACUGAUUACUUUUCAUGAUGAACAACAAAGUCAUUUGUGUAGAGCCACUAGUCACGUCAGCUGUUCCACGUUGAUGAUACCAUGACAUAAACAUUCCGUGAACUCCCAAUAAGUUGUACCAUGGUUCGACUCGAUCGAUCGAAUCUAAGACGUACGAAGACAUAGACAAUGAGAAGAAACAGUACGAACGCUUGUGUUUUUAAUUUUUACUGGUCGUCGAUUAUUUAUGAAUUUAAUGCCCCAAAGGUACUAAAGCGAUCAUAGCCUCUGAUCUCCAAAAGAAAUUUCGUUUAUAAUCACCAUGCUAAAAAUGUUAUUUAUUCAAAGAGUUCUUUCUCGUUUCUCGAUCUUUAAAAUCUAUUUUUUUAUUGAUGCAAUGUAAAGCAAUCCAACAUACUUUAGUUGCAAUCCCCUGUUAGUUGCCUUCGAAGACAAUAAGAUUCCAGUUUGUUUUUUUUUUAAAAUGUUCUACGUGCAAAAAAAUAUAUCUGUCAGUCUGUCCAUUAGAACACAUUGAGGGCUGCUACAGUACUGACCAAGGUGAACUAUGUUUGUAGGCCGGUUUCUCACCGUUUAGUAAAAUUCUAUUUAUGUAAAGUGAAGUUGUUGACGAAUAUAUAUACCUAGGACAGGCAGUCCGAUUAGGUAGGUCCAACUUUGAGAGAGAGGUCAGUAGACGGAUCCAACUCGGCUGGGCAGCGUUCGGUAAACUGCACAACGUCUUCUCGUCCAAAAUACCUCAGUGCCUUAAGACAAAGGUGUACAACCAAUGUGUGUUACCAGUGAUGACUUACGGCUCGGAGACGUGGUGCUUCACUAGGGAUCUUUUUAGAAGGCUCAAAGUCGCGCAGCGAGCUAUGGAGAGGGCUAUGCUCGGCAUUUCUCUACGUGAUCAAAUCCGAAAUGAGGAGAUCCGUAGAAGAACGAAGGUUGCUGACAUAGCCCGUAGAAUUAGUGAACUGAAGUGGCAAUGGGCCGGCCACAUAGCACGAAGAGAGGACGGUCGAUGGGGCAGAAAGAUCCUGGAGUGGCGACCACGUACUGGCAAGCGCAGUGUGGGACGGCCACCUACUAGAUGGACCGACGACCUAGUAAAAAGCGCUGGGUCUCGUUGGAUGCAGGUGGCAAUGGGCCGGUCGCACUGGAAAUCUAUUGGAGAGGCCUAUGUUCAGCAGUGGACGGCGAUAGGCUGAAAUGAUGAUGAUGAUGAAAGUGAAAUGUUCUGUUUGUUCUUCAUAAAAUAUUGAUAUGCUGGCCAUAAAUUCUUAUUUUUUUUUUUAAAUAAAAUUAUAUCAUCCUAAUAAUGCGUCAAUCAAAACUCAUCCUAAUCUUAUUUAUUGUGUUUUAUGAACUUUAGCUCAAUAGAAUUUACGUUAAAUUAUACAUAUAUUUUUUAUUUAUUAAAAUUGUGCAAUCUCGUUCGAGAACUCGGGUUGACAACACCAUGUUUAAAAAAAGUGGAUGUCUAGUGACACCAACUUAGGUGUUUUUGAAAAACCGAGGCUGUACCGUUUUAUGUUUUAGUCUUAGUUUCCAGUUCCUAAUAAAAUGUAAAUUAUUUAUACUGUAUUAAAGAUAUAUUUCAAAACAGUAAAUGCCUACGAGUGAAAUUUUCGUUUCGAAUACAUUAUCCAACUCAAUGAUGAUUAUUAUUUGUACUUACCCACUGUACUCUAUAAAAACCUUACUUUACCAAUCUUAUCUUUGUAAGAUGAAAAUUUUGAAUCAUUCAGAAGUAAAAUCUCAUUAUUCAUAAUUAAAUAAAAAUUUGAAAAUCAGUUACAGCAAACUCUUCUGUGUUAGAAGCGUUUUGUGAUUGGUAGAUUGAAACGUGUAAAUUAACUGAUGUUAAAAAUUGAGGUUUCGUUCGAGUCACUUUCAAGUCUUUAACUACUCAACCGAUCGUAAUGACAUUUUGUACGUAUUCCCUACCCCCGAUAAAAGAAUAUUUGUUAUCCAGAAAAUGUAUUGUUCCCUAACGGUACAUUUGUCUUCAAACGCGAGUAUAGUUGUGUAUAAUAGCCUGUAUAUAAUAUGCCAGAUACGUUUUAAUAGGCACCAGUCAAGUUGAAUUUCUGUACCAUAACCUACAUUACUACUUUCUGUACCAUAACUUACAUUAACCUUAUAUCGAGCUACUCCAUUAUCCCAUCUAAGUUAUUCAGCUAAUCUAAAAAAUGUUCUGAAACAAAUAUAUUUAUAAAAUAAACAAUUACAUACUUUGUAAA
Messenger RNA from Bombyx mori (domestic silkworm), 5280 nucleotides. RefSeq names its product GATOR complex protein NPRL3 (gene Nprl3). The transcript has 11 exons. The record is from RefSeq and is a predicted model, not a curated record. The coding region runs from base 272 to 2647 and encodes 791 amino acids. Gene Ontology annotation, cellular component: GATOR1 complex. Lineage: Eukaryota; Metazoa; Arthropoda; Insecta; Lepidoptera; Bombycidae. Gene Ontology annotation, biological process: negative regulation of TORC1 signaling; TORC1 signaling; positive regulation of autophagy.